Molecule: messenger RNA, 997 nt
Organism: Paralichthys olivaceus (Japanese flounder)
Lineage: Eukaryota; Metazoa; Chordata; Actinopteri; Pleuronectiformes; Paralichthyidae
Source: RefSeq, a predicted model, not a curated record
UGGUUUCAGCGAAGCCCCAGUCACCCAAGCUGCCAAACCGCCACUCUCGGCUCAGCUCCUUCGUGGAGGUGACUGCUGACGGUCUGAGCAGCGAAACCAAAAAAACGGGCAAACGCAGCGGACAUGUCGAGCUGCAGUGGAAUGAAGACCUCACCCUUAAUGUGACGCCUCAGAGUCGUCUGGAUCUGAAGCUGUGGUGCUGCCACACCCUGAGAAAGGAGCUUCUGGGCAGCGCCACCAUCGACCUCCUGGACACACUGCGUUCACACGAUGGCAAGAUGGAGAACGUCCAGCUGAGUCUGGUGCUGCAGACGGAGAACAAAGGCUUGGUUGUAGCGGGAGGCGAGCUCAACGUCUGUCUGGACGGCAUGGUUGUUGAUCUGGGCUCGCUGCCCAAUGGCAGGAUGGCAGCAGACAAGAUGCUUCAGUCAGACAGACCCAACCUGAGGAGAACCCAGAGCGAGGAGACGGCCAGUGUCGCUGGCUCUCAGAGCAGGAGUAACAGACUCUCAGUGGGGGGUUCACAGACUGGCUCCCCGGGGUCCUCCAGGGGGGGCUCUCUGACUAAUGGGGAGCUGACUGAGGAGCAGAUCCCCGGGCCGGGCUCGUCUGGUCACCGCCGCUCUUCCAAGAGUCUUGGAAGCCCAGGAAAUGGAUCAGACAAAGUUGAGUUGACGUCGAACGGGCCAGAGAACGGUCGGGUGGGCGUGGCCCGUCAAACGCCUCCUCCGUCCUCUCCAUCAGGCCGAUCGCCAGCUCCGAGCAGCGGCAGCAGCCCUCCCCCCGUUCAGGACGCUCUGGGUCCGGCCACCCUGGCGGAGCCCAGCCCAAACGCCACCUCUGGCAGCACAGAGCAGGCCGGUGGCAACAGCACGACGGAGCCCACGACAGAAUCACUCCCGGCGGGCUGGGAGCAGAGGGUGUUGCCUCAUGGCAGAGUUUACUACGUCGACCACAACACCAAAACCACCACCUGGGAGCGGCCGCUGCCACCAGG